CACGCAUGCGCAGAACUCCACGGAGCCUGUGUUUUGGUCUAGACUGUUUAUGCUCCAAAGUUACUGUUAUAGUUAUUAUUGUGAAAUACUGAAGCCUUAAAUCAUAUCGCCUUGUUCAAAAGCUACUGACAGUUUAUUCAUUUAACUUCAAAUAUCUCAGCUGACUGUCUCCGAGGAGGCUUGUUAGUUAACUGUGCAGAUGUCAUCAUGUUCACGCCCAGACUGACAGCUCCGGCUCUUUCCUUGUGUUUCUUCCUGCUGGAUCUGUGUGGAAUAAUACUCCUGCAUGCAAACGUGUCGGGUGACGUCAGAGUGGUUGUGAAAGAAGGACGUGACGCCAUUUUACCCUGUUCACUCAGCACCAAGGAGAACGCUGAGGAGAAACUCUUUGACUGGAAGAAAGAUGGUCAGCAGGACGUUUUCUUUUAUGAUGCGGGAAUUCAUUCUAAUAACGGCCGUCCAGGUCAAGAUCAGCAGUUCAAAGGUCGCGUCUCACAUUUUCAAGAUGAGCUGAAGUACGGCAACGCCUCCAUCAUCAUCAGAAAUACGAAGGUGACCGACAGUGGAGACUACAGCUGUGAUUUUCCACAUCUGCAGCCAAGACAGAUAUUCAACAUUCAGCUUGUUGUUGUUGGAGCAUCUCCAGAGCCGUAUGUCAAGACACUUAAUCAAACGCAGGACGUGGCCCUGCUGCAGUGUGAAGUUCUUGGUGCUUCUUCAAAACCUACAGUAGAGUGGCAGGACAGUGCUGGAAACAAACUUCCUGCUGAGGAGCCACAGGUCUCAGAAAGAGGAGGCAGCUUCUACAUCAUCCUCCAAACUACUGUGAUGAAGACCGACAACUAUCGCUGUGUAGCCACACAGGAGGAGAUCAGACAUCAGAUUUAUACUGAGAUCUACGUGUAUAUCUGUGAGAAACUGUUCAGCAAAGGGGACGUCACACGGUGGUUUUUUGGUGGAAUCAUUUUGGGAGCUGUAAUUGUUGUUGCAGUUCUAGCUUUGCUUGUAGCUACAAAGUUCAUCACAGUACGCCGUAAUAAAGAUCACAGGCGCAGCUGCAGAGCCGUCCAUCAUGAUAGUUGAUGUCACAGAGUUUGGGGUCCUGCUGCAGUGUGACGUUCUUGGUGCUUUUCCUAAACCUACAGUAGAGUGGCAGGACAGUGCUGGAAACAAACUUCCUGCUGAGGAGCCACAGGUCUCAGAAAGAGGAGGCAGCUUCUACAUCACCCUCCAAACUACUGUGAAGAAGACCGAAACAAACCUACGAUCAAUAGUUAACAUCACUGUGCCAGACUGUAGAAAGAAGUGGAUAAAGACACCACGACGUCACCUGCUGGUUUGUGGACUAACGUUUUGGCUCAAAUUUGGCAUAUUGGCCGUCGCCAUCUUGGUUGUUUAGAGGGUUGUUUGGGGAGGCGAUGGGGCAGUGGACAAGACGCAUGCCUGUGGUGUGAGAGACACAGGUCCGAUUCCACCACUGUGUCCCUGAACAAGACACACAACCCCUCGUCGCUCCAGAGGCGUGCGACCUCUGACAUAUAUAACAAACUAACAAAUGGAAGUCACUUUGGAUAAAAGCAUCAGCUAAAUGUUUACAUGUUAGAAACAGAAGUGAUCAUAUUUUCACUCAUCAGGAAAGUGUUUACUGAGGUAAUAAAUCAAGUUGGGUCAUUUUCAUAUAGAGUUCUAUACAAUCAGACUUCUUCAUGCAGUAACUGGAGUGCUGAUCUAGUAUUCAGGUUUAAGGAGGGUUCCCUCUUGCCUCUUUCACACUGUUGUUAAAGACAUGAUAGCACCUAAAUAAAAGGAGGAAGCUACAUACAUAUCCCAACAUAACAGAGCUUUAAAAAGAGCGACCUGAUAAAAGUAUUAGAAUUGAUCAAAUCCAAAUAUUUAUAUCCAACAGGUCAGGGGCUAAAACCAAAAAGAACAGAUACCCUAAUUAAUCAGGUGAUUUGUUAAACCAGCAGAUCCCAGAUCUGGUUCUCAGAUUAAAAUCUGUAACAUGGGCUAAAUGCAGUAAUGUAAUUGUACCUCAACCAUGUAGUGCCUUCAAACUUCUACAAAAGCUUGAGCUGUAGUAUAAGAUAAACCUCUAUUAAUCCUUUGUAGAGGAAAUUCAGGUUAAUGUUUGAUACUGUUUUCUUUUGGUUAAAAGUUCUACUAGUCUGAAUAAGUUGGUAAUAAUUGAACCCAUCUAUCUCUAUGAGCCCAAAACACAAAGCCUGAAACUUUUUCAGACGCUGCAGGAGGUUUUUUUCUGCAGCUGUUUGUUUGAAUGUUUGUGUAACAGGAAAAAUAAUCAAUGAAUAUUCCUCAUUUAGUUUUUUGGUUUCGUCCCCGGUGUGAAACGAUCUGUGGGCAGCUAAACGUGGGAGGGGACUGAACUUUUGUUUGUUAUUGGAGUUUACUUGUUUUAGAAAGGUAUGUAGACUAGCGGACUGGCCCCCAGGAGCACCGGGAGAUUUCCUGGUGGCCGUUUUGGCUUCCCGUUAAUUGUCUACUUGACCACCAAUACAGAAAACGUUUUUACUCCACGCAUCAGGCCCGUCUCGAGGCCUUUUCAGACGGGGAGCGACUCUCUGCCUGCGUACUCUCUUGGAUCCGCUGGGUCUCUCUGAGCUCCUCAUGUGAACAGACAGGCAGACAGCGCUCUAUCUUCUGUGCGCUACUGAAUCGCUGCUGGUUUUAUUUUUAGAAAAAAAGGUACAUUGGCUAGAAAUUAUUGAAGGAUGGACGUGUUUAUUUCUGUUCUGUUUGCGUUGUUGCGUUGGACACCAGAGAGCGAGUCUUCAGUUUUUUGUCGGCUGAAGGAGCUUUUUGGACUUUUGUAUUACUGACUCUGAUCGUUGAAGCUUAUGUUCAGUGAACAUGUGAAGUGUUUAAUGCUUUUGAUAUGACUGAUGCUUGAAAAAUAAAAUAAUUUAACAUUA
Molecule: messenger RNA, 2933 nt
Organism: Micropterus salmoides (largemouth bass)
Lineage: Eukaryota; Metazoa; Chordata; Actinopteri; Centrarchiformes; Centrarchidae
Product: butyrophilin subfamily 1 member A1-like
Exons: 6
Coding region: 208-1083 (291 amino acids)
Source: RefSeq, a predicted model, not a curated record